GUUGCGGCUCUCCAGCCAUUCCUCCAGUCAUUACCGGAUACUCUCGUAUUGUGAAUGGUGAGGAGGCGGUGCCUCACUCCUGGCCCUGGCAGGUGUCCCUGCAGGAUUACACCGGCUUCCACUUCUGCGGCGGCUCUCUCAUCAAUGAGAACUGGGUUGUGACAGCAGCUCACUGCAAUGUCAGGACAUCCCACCGUGUGAUCCUUGGAGAACACGACCGCUCCUCCAACGCUGAGGACAUCCAGGUCAUGAAGGUUGGCAAGGUGUUCAAGCAUCCCCGCUAUAAUGGCUUCACCAUCAACAACGACAUCCUGCUCAUCAAGCUGGCCAGCCCUGCCCAGAUGAACAUGCGUGUCUCCCCCGUGUGCGUGGCCGAGACCGGAGACAACUUCCCCGGAGGCAUCAAGUGCGUGACCAGCGGCUGGGGCCUGACUCGUUACAAUGCUCCUGACACCCCUGCCCUGCUGCAGCAGGCCGCCCUCCCACUGCUGACCAACGAGCAGUGCCGUCAGUACUGGGGCAGCAAGAUCACCAACCUGAUGAUCUGCGCUGGAGCUUCUGGAGCUUCCUCCUGCAUGGGUGACUCUGGCGGUCCUCUGGUCUGCCAGAAGGCCGGAGCCUGGACUCUGGUCGGUAUCGUGUCCUGGGGCAGCGGAACCUGCACUCCCACAAUGCCUGGCGUGUACGCCCGUGUCACUGAGCUCCGCGCCUGGAUGGAUCAGACCAUCGCUGCCAACUGAGCUUUCAGACAGCUAUAGUUUCAAACUGAUCAUCAAUAAAAGACAGAAACUGUGAGACAGA
This is a messenger RNA of Morone saxatilis (striped sea-bass), 801 nucleotides long. RefSeq names its product chymotrypsin A-like. Gene Ontology annotation, biological process: proteolysis. The record is from RefSeq and is a predicted model, not a curated record. Gene Ontology annotation, molecular function: serine-type endopeptidase activity. Lineage: Eukaryota; Metazoa; Chordata; Actinopteri; Moronidae.